This is a messenger RNA of Cyprinus carpio (common carp), 1797 nucleotides long. It is a transcript of the gene gcnt4a, whose product is annotated as glucosaminyl (N-acetyl) transferase 4a. Gene Ontology annotation, molecular function: acetylglucosaminyltransferase activity. The record is from RefSeq and is a predicted model, not a curated record. The transcript has 3 exons. Gene Ontology annotation, cellular component: membrane. Lineage: Eukaryota; Metazoa; Chordata; Actinopteri; Cypriniformes; Cyprinidae. The coding region runs from base 223 to 1512 and encodes 429 amino acids.
GUUUUGAUGCGAGUGGGCGGACAGGACUUUUCCUGGCGUCCACGCCUCAUGCUGCUCGAGUCAGACUGCACAAAAAAGUGAAGUCAGCAGUCCAAGAACUUACUCAUCUUGAGCGGACUGACUGUACGACUCCACGCAAUCUUAAAAGAAGAUACAUAUGUUGUAUUUUUGAGAAACAUUUGAUGGCAGUGACACAAAACAAAAGACCUGCAGCGUGCAAGAAUGAAAAGAAGAUGUGCUGUCUUACACUGGUUAAGAUGCAAGUUCUAUGUGUUUGUUGUGUCAUUGUUUGUCGUGCUGAAGCUGGUGUACAUCAAGAUUUCAAUGGACAACAGUAUUUACAUCGAGCCCUAUGGAGCUACACAUAGAUCACUCAGAGCUCAGCCUCUGAAUGGUAUUAACUGCACAGCCAUUUAUGAACUGGAACCGGCGGAAAUUGGCAAGUCAUUGGAGUUAAGACGCAAAAACAUUUUGGAAGUCGAUGAUGGGAAUAUUGUUUCUUUCACUGCAGACUGCAAAAACUACAUCGAACAAAGGGGUUAUAAUGAGGUCAUUGUAACAGAUGAGGAAUGCAGCUUUCCAAUUGCAUACUCUUUAGUGGUGCACAAGAACAGCGCUAUGGUGGAAAGGAUUCUUCGAGCCAUCUACACACCUCACAAUAUUUACUGCAUUCAUUAUGACCAAAAGUCCUCAAAACAAUUUAUUGCAGCAAUGAAGAACUUGGAAAAAUGUUUUCCAAAUGUCUUCAUAGCCUCUAAAAUUGAGUCAGUUCAGUAUGCACAUAUUACCAGACUUAAUGCAGAUCUCAACUGCCUUUCAGACCUUUUGAGUUCAGAGGUCAAAUGGAAGUAUGUUAUCAAUUUGUGUGGCCAAGACUUUCCGCUCAAGUCCAAUUAUGAGCUGGUAACUGAGCUCAGUAAACUGAACGGUGCAAACAUGCUCGAAUCAAGCAGGCCCAGCAAAAUGAAAAAAAAGCGAUUUCAGUUUCGGUAUGAAUUGAAAGACGUGUCAUAUGAAUACCAUAAAAUGCCAGUUAAGACAGACAUUGCUAAAGACCCACCACCACAUGGCAUUGAGAUGUUUGUUGGGAGUGCUUACUUUGUCUUGACACGUGAUUUUGUGUCAUAUAUUAUGACCAAUCAACUGGCAAAGGAUUUUCUGCAGUGGACAGCUGACACAUAUUCUCCUGAUGAGCACUUUUGGGCAACGAUGACCAGAGUGCCUGGAGUUCCUGGAGAGAUCGGGAGAUCUGAGCCUGAUGUUACAGACCUGAAGAGUAGGACACGUUUGGUUAAAUGGAACUAUCUUGAAGGCCGUUUGUAUCCACAGUGCACCGGCACACACAGACGCAGUGUCUGCAUCUAUGGUGCGGCGGAGCUCCGUUGGCUUCUGGAGGACGGCCACUGGUUUGCAAACAAGUUUGAUCCCAAAGUUGACCCUGUUGUUAUUAAAUGUCUUGAAGAGAAACUUGAGGAGAAGCAGCAUCAACAAUGCCUGAAAAGAGUGUCUUAAAAUGAAGGCCGAACUUUUUGGACCGUGCUUUGGUGUAAAUAUGUAUGUUUGCUAAAUAGUCAUCUUAAAACAAUGCCUGUAUCAAUGCCAGGGAUAUGCUGUGUCAUUUUAAAAUUAUUUAUAUAAUAACCGACAAUCUCUUCUGUACAUUCAAUAUUGACCGAGUCUUUCUCCUUCUCUUAUUGUUACAGUGAAACAGUCACACCUGUGUACUCAAAGGACACAGUAUAUUUGCUGUCUGUCAAUGAUGUAAAUAUUAAACAAUAGUUUCUUACGGUCUUCAAA